GCAUCUUUUACACAACAACAAAAAUUCGACCUUCAUCGUGGAAACUACCGAGAAAUCAAUAAAGAAACUAUCAGCCGUUAUGGAGAACGCACAGAUUUCAUCAUAUGAAUUUGAUGGAGAGCGUCACCGCAUCACAGCACGAUUUUCCCUAUUCAAGGCCAUUGACCCAGUGACUACAUCAUAUCUUCACAAACUAACAGAAGAGCAGUGGAAGAUGUUGGCAACUGCCCACACUGACACGGAUAUCAUCAGCUUGCUCUCGGACCUGUGCCAGGAUGUAGUGAAGGCGAUCACCUGCAUGAUAAUGGACAACGUGUUACCUCAGGUCUAUAACAGUAUGCAGAGCUUAGGGUCCAGCAACACUUCGACUACAAUGAGCAGGAUUGAUGCGUCAGAGAUGGAUUUGAGUGAUUAUCUCGUGUCAGAGGAAGCCAUGCAGUGCUGCAUUCGAGAUACCCUGAAUGUCUCUCUUGCAGAGGGGAUGGGAGUUAAGGAGGAGAGUUCCCACAACGCCAAUAAACUGCUGGAGUUGGUCGCAGGGGAGGUGACGAGGAGGGUGAACCACUCUAUUACUGACUUCUUUUACGCACCCUCUUUCCCACCAUUGCCCCAGUCUAGUGGGUCUGACAUCUCCUGCCAGUCUCUCCUGGAUGACAUGGUGUACCAUACAGCCCAGAUCAUGCAUGGGUACAUUUGGAGAGAAAAACGUUUUGAAGAAACAUCCCAGGACAGUGAGUUCUCUGAGUUUUCAAGUGUAGACGAAGCCACUGACAGUGAGGAGCUCAAUGCUGAGGAUGCAGAAUCAAUCUGCUCUGAGAUAUCUGAUGUUUCCAGUCCUGAAAAAGUCACCAGCCCUGUGGAGUCGAUACAAACGGCCAUCAAACCAAUUAUAAAAUCAAGUCUCCACAAAAUAACAGAGGAGCAGUGGGAGUUUUUGGCAACUGACCACACUGACACCGAUACCAUCAGGUUGCUCUCGGGCCUGUGUCUUGAUAUAGUGGACAAGAUCACCCACAUAGUGCAUAAAGAGAUGUUUGCUCGGGUCCGGUUCAGGAUGCAUCAGACAGGGUCCAGCAACACUUCAAUCAUAAUGAACAGGAUUCGUGAGUCAGAGUCCCACUGGUUUCAUUACAUGGUGCAUGAGAAAAUAACAAAAGUCCACAUUGGGACAUGCCUGCAUUGGUCUGUUGGAGCGGGGAUGGGAGUUGAACCAAAGAGAUCCCAUAACACAGAUAAACUGCUGGUGUUGGUCUCAGCAGAGGUGACGAGGAGGGUGAACCUCUCACUGGCUGAAAUUUUUUCAUCGACUGCUUUCCCAGAAUUACACAAGGCUGUUGAGUCUAACAUCUACAACAAAUCUCUUGUGGAUGAUAUGGUCUAUCAUAUGGUCCAGAUCCUGCAAUGGUGCCUUUGGAGAAGGAAACGACUUGAAGAAGGAUCCCCAGAUGAUGACCCCAAUCUAUAUUCCAGUGCAGACUCAAUCAACGACAUUGAGGAGUUUGACGCUGAGGAUGCAGAUUCAAUCUCUUCUUCCUCUGAGAGUUCAGUCCUCCCUGAGUUUUCCGGUCCCGACGAAGUCACCAGUGUUGAGGAGUUUGACGCUGAGGAUGCAGAAUCAAUCUGCUCUUCAUCUGAGGGUUCAGCCUGCAGUUUUGAUAUCAUAAAAGCUUCUCCCAGACCGGCAGUGGAUGUAUCACGGAGAGAGAAUUUCUCUGGACAGAAGUCCACAGGAAGAAUCAGCACCUUUGUGAGGAAACUGAGGAGGUUUUUCCAGAGAAACACUGCAAGAGUCAAUCCAGCCUGUGAAGUCAUCCAACUGGAGAAUGGAUCAACACAAACGCCGCCUCCAAAGAAGAAGAAGCGUCCGGCCGUCACCAGGAUGUUCUCCUCCUUGGACAAGGUUCUGAGGAAGCCGUUCACCUCCUGCAUCAGUGGUGGAUCACAUGACGACUAGGACACACAAGUGUGUUCAAUCAGCACGAUUAACAGGAUUUCCUAACUUACAAAGCCCUUAAUGGUCAGGCACCAUCAUAUCUUGAAGAGCUCAUAAUACUGUAUUAUCCCACUAGAA
Thunnus maccoyii (southern bluefin tuna) is the source of this 2071-nucleotide messenger RNA. RefSeq lists its product as uncharacterized. Lineage: Eukaryota; Metazoa; Chordata; Actinopteri; Scombriformes; Scombridae. Bases 80 to 1954 code for a protein of 624 amino acids. The record is from RefSeq and is a predicted model, not a curated record. The transcript is spliced from 7 exons.